AUGUCAGUUGUCAUUCGUUAUGUGAAGAAUGGGUGUAUAUUGGAACAUUUUAUUGGUGUCAUUCAUGUUUUGAAUACCACAGCUGCCUCACUUAAGGCUGCAAUUGAUCAGUUAUUCUCAACGCAUAGUUUAAGCAUAUCUAAUUUGAGAGGCCAGGGAUAUGAUGGAGCUAGUAACAUGCGAGGUGAGUAUAAUGGCCUCAAAGCACUUAUUUUGAAAGAAAAUCCAAGUGCUUACUAUAUUCAUUGCUUUGCUCAUCAACUUCAAUUAGCUCUUGUAGCCGUGGCACAGAAACAUCCGAAGAUUGAAACUUUCUUCACUAUAGUACAUAGAUUGGUGAAUAUUGUUGGAGGAUCAGCUAAACGGAGUGAUCUUAUUCGAGAGAAUCAAAGAUUGAAAAUUCUUGAAUCACUCAGUAUUGGUGAAAUAUCAAGCGGACGAGAUCUCAAUCAAGAAAUUACUUUUCAGCGUCCUGGGGAUACACGUUGGGGCUCUCACUAUAGUUGUUUAAUUAACUUGAUUACCAUGUUUUCAACUAUAGUCGAAGUCAUUGAGAUGAUUGCUACUGAUUCUACAAGUACCGGAACAAGAGGUGAUGCAUGCAUUUUAUUGGAAUUGAUGUUAAGAUUUGAAUUUGCAUUUAAUCUAUAUCUCAUGAAAAAGAUUUUAGGGAUUUCAAACGAAUUGUCAAAAGCAUUACAAAGAAAAGAUCAAGAUAUUGUCAAUGCUAUGAAAUUGGUGCAAAUAUGUAAAACACAACUCCAAACCAUGAGAGAUGAUGGAUGGGAUUCUUUUUUGGGAGUGAUUUGUUCGUUUUGUGAAACUCACAAGAUCAAUGUUCCCGAUAUGGAUGAUAUGUUCGUAACUGUAGGUCGUUCACGGCAGUUGAAUGAUCGUUUUUCUGAAGCAAAUAGUGACUUGCUUAUUUGUGUUGCAUGUUUAUCUCCAAAUAAUUCAUUUGCUGCUUUUGACAAGUUCAAAUUGAUUCGACUAUGUCAGUCUUAUCCGGUAGAUUUUGACGCAGCAAAUAUCCUAGAACUUGAUGAUCAACUAGAUACAUAUAUUAUUGAGAUGCGCACUUCUAAAGACUUUGAAAAAUUACAAGGCAUUAGCGAUCUUGCACAGAAGUUGGUUGUGAAGAAUAAACAUGAAGUGUAUCCAUUAGUCUACAAACUUGUGACACUAACCUUAGUUCUUCCCGUGGCUACUGCUACAGUCGAGAGAGCAUUUUUUGCGAUGACUUACGUCAAAAAUCGUCUGCGCAAUCGAAUUGGAGAUCAAUGGUUGAAUGAUAGUUUGAUUGCAUAUAUUGAGAAAGAUGUUUUUUAUAAGAUUGAAAAUGAUGUAAUUAUUGAACGUUAUCAAAGUAUGAGAACACGUAGAGAGCAAUUGUAA
Messenger RNA from Olea europaea var. sylvestris, 1395 nucleotides. Its product is annotated as zinc finger MYM-type protein 1-like. Lineage: Eukaryota; Viridiplantae; Streptophyta; Magnoliopsida; Lamiales; Oleaceae. The transcript is spliced from 2 exons. The record is from RefSeq and is a predicted model, not a curated record. Gene Ontology annotation, molecular function: protein dimerization activity. The coding region runs from base 1 to 1395 and encodes 464 amino acids.